AUGUACUGGGGUCCACACAGUGAACUGGAGGUUAGGAAACUGAAGCUCGAGGAAAAUGUUGCCAGUAUUUGGCCGGAAUUCGAAUCAAAUCGAAAAAAUUCAAUAAAGGUUCAUCAUUUGCUCAACCAUACAUCCGGUCUGCACAAUGCCCUGGCCAACCUUACACGAGAAAAUCCUUUACUUAUGUCCGAUUGGGAUGAAUGUUUGAAUCUCAUUGCUAUGUCAGCUCCUGAGACUGAACCUGGCCAUGAGCAGCUGUAUCAUUAUCUAUCUUUUGGCUGGCUAGUUGGUGGAAUUAUUGAGGCUGAUACAUUUGUUGCGCAUGAUGUGGUUCUUGGCUCUAACAUGGUUAAAUUUGAACAGCAUGCAUCGGGGAAGAAGUUUCAAGAGAUUCUUGAAGAAGCAUUCAUUCACCCACUUCAGAUUGGAGGCGAGCUAUAUGUUGGAAUUCCUCCAGGCAUGAUUCAAAAUAUAAUAUUUAUCAUUUUGGCUUAUUUGAGUUGGGAAGCUACAGGCAAAUUCACUUCUGGUCAUUAUAGCUUUGAUUACUCCAUUGUUAGUUAA
Molecule: messenger RNA, 564 nt
Organism: Ilex paraguariensis (yerba mate)
Lineage: Eukaryota; Viridiplantae; Streptophyta; Magnoliopsida; Aquifoliales; Aquifoliaceae
Source: the annotation of a GenBank genome assembly